Suillus subalutaceus is the source of this 1339-nucleotide messenger RNA. RefSeq names its product nucleoside phosphorylase domain-containing protein. Gene Ontology annotation, molecular function: purine-nucleoside phosphorylase activity. Gene Ontology annotation, cellular component: cytoplasm. Bases 306 to 1250 code for a protein of 314 amino acids. Gene Ontology annotation, biological process: nucleoside metabolic process. The record is from RefSeq and is a predicted model, not a curated record. NCBI's taxonomy places the organism in Eukaryota, Fungi, Basidiomycota, Agaricomycetes, Boletales, Suillaceae. The transcript is spliced from 6 exons.
CCGGGCCGUUGCCAUUGGCAAAGACAAGUUCGACGACUCAGGAGUCAUUCGUCUUUAUCUUAAAGCAAUAGCAAUAACAGCUGGAAGCUUCCAACGACAUGCAGGGGAUUGUCUUAUCAUGAUACGAAUCAAGUUCUCAAACAGUUGCUAUUGAACUUUUGCUCUUUCUAACCCGACAAGUUCGACGAGGAGUCGUUCGUGUUUAUCUCAAAGCAAUAGCGAUAAUAGCUUCCAACGACCUGCUUAUAGCCUUAUUAUGACAUGUUCUAAAACAAUUGCCAGCUUGUGCUCUUCCCAACCCUGACAUGUCUUCAUCAACCACCCCAGUACUUCCCUUUGCGCAAACUCUCGCGACCAUCUCGCGUUUGGUUACCGACCCUCGAUUGUUGAAGCCACGUAUCGGAAUCGUUUGUGGAUCUGGUCUCAGCACCCUUGUCUCGAGCUUGAAGGAUGUGGUGCAAAUCCCGUACUCACAACUCCAGGGUUUCGGAGAGAGCACAGUUGUUGGCCAAAAAAGCAUGCUCGCAUUCGGACUGAUGGGCAAGGAUAAUGUGCCUGUUGUGGCCAUGCUUGGGCGGUUCCAUCCGUACGAGGGCCACAAGCCAAUAGUCGUGACAUAUGGCAUCAGAAUCAUGAAGAGGUUAGGCGUCAAAGAUGUUAUCAUAACAAACGCUGCCGGGUCAUUGACACCAGAGAUACCCGUUGGAACAAUUGUCGUUAUUCGCGACCACCUCGCCCUCCCAAAUCUAACUGGGAUGAACCCCUCAUUCGGACCCCUUAUGUCCCAAGAAUAUGCCCGUUUUAUUCCUCUGGGUGACGCAUACUCCCCUCGUCUACGACGCCUCGCUUUCCUUGCCUCCAACUAUCUUAACUUUGACUCAUCUGCACUGGCUGAAGGAACGUAUGCCUGGGUGGCAGGUCCUUCAUAUGAAACCCCUGCCGAGGGCCGUUUCCUGCGCAAUGCAGGUGCGCACGUAGUCGGUAUGAGCACGAUACCCGAAGUAGUGGCUGCCCGAGAAGAGAAGCUCGAGGUCAUGGUGCUGAGCCUCGUUACUAACACGGUGGUCAUCCCUGAUACCUACAGGAGUAUCAAGGCAGAGGUUGAAGCUGAGCUUGCUGGUCAGCGUGUUGAACUUCCUUCCAUGGCGAUCGCGUCGCACGAAGAAGUCCUGGAGACUGGGAGACAAAAGGCAGAGGUGAUGAGGAGUCUCGUCGAACGCAUCGUCGAGCUUGUCCCGGCAAACUCAUGAAUGGAAUCGGAUAUGUACUGUAAUCAAAUCCACGUUUGAUUCUGAACAGAUUUCGACGUUAAUUGAUGUGCUUGAGAAGAUUUCCCAAG